Messenger RNA from Choloepus didactylus (southern two-toed sloth), 4354 nucleotides. It is a transcript of the gene FUT4, whose product is annotated as fucosyltransferase 4. Gene Ontology annotation, cellular component: membrane. The transcript has a single exon. Gene Ontology annotation, molecular function: alpha-(1->3)-fucosyltransferase activity. The record is from RefSeq and is a predicted model, not a curated record. The coding region runs from base 727 to 1926 and encodes 399 amino acids. NCBI's taxonomy places the organism in Eukaryota, Metazoa, Chordata, Mammalia, Pilosa, Megalonychidae.
UUCAGUCGCACGUUCCUGCGGCCUCUCGGGCUUCCUUCCUCCCUCCCUCCUGUCCCGGUAGCCGGCGGAGAGCAGAGCCAUGCGGAAGGAAGUGGACUCAGAUCCCAGGACCAACGGAAAGGCUCGGCCCCUGGCUCGCCUUCCGUCUGUGCCUGCGUCUGCUCUCGCGCGGCCGCGGCCUUUGGAGGGUCCCGCGUCCCCGCCCCCAGACCUGCCCAGGGGUGAACCCGGCCCUCACACUGGAAGGCGAGGGUUCCGGCCACUGUGAGCGAGGACCAGGGCGCCGCCUGGGGGGAUCCAGGAGCGGACCCGCGGGCAAGGUCGGGGGGGUGGGCGCGCACGGAUUCCGAAUAGCGGGCAAGAAGCUUGUGGGGCUGGGCCCCAGAUUCGCUGAGGCGGGUAGCAUUGGAGGGUGUGGGGAGUAGGCGGAGGCGUAGCAGGAAACGCCCCGGGCCUGGCCCGGAGGGCAGGCCUGGGGUCUCAGUGCAGGGGAUGCACCGGGCGGUGUCCGGUCGGCUUGCCUGGCCCGCUCACCUCGCCCUGGCGGCGCGUCUGGCCUAGGACUCAGGGGGCGGGGACGCGGAACCGCGAGCCUUUGGAUUCCGAGGCCGCCCCCUCCUGCUCCAGGGCCUGCGGAGGUGCGGCAAGCGACAGCAUGAGAGCGGGCGCCGCUCUUCCACGCCUGCGGACGCGCGGCGAGCGGCGGCGGCUGUGCCUCCUUGUGCCAUGCGGACUACCAGGGGCCGAGCGGCGAGCCGGCGGCGCGGGCGCAGGAGAUUACCCCAGACUUCCUCCGUGCUGGCGGCCGCCGGCCUGAUGUGCACGGCACUGGCCGCCUAUGCCUGCUGGGGGCAGUUGCCGCCGCUGCCCUGGGCAUCCUCGGCCCCGCCGUGCCCCGUGGGCGUGCUGCUUUGGUGGGAGCCCUUCGGCGGGCGCGGCGGUGCCGUGAGGCCGCCGCCCGACUGCCGACUGCGCUUCAAUAUCAGCGGCUGCCGCCUGCUCACCGACCGCGCAGCCUACGGGGAGGCCCAGGCUGUGCUUUUCCACCACCGGGACCUCGUGAAGGGACCUCCCGACUGGCCCCCGCCCUGGGGGAUUCAGAGGCGCACAGCAGAGGAGCUGGAGCUGCGGGUAUUAGACAACGAGGAGGCGGCGGCGGCGGCCGAAACCUUGGCGGUCUGGGGCUCCAGACCCCCGGGCCAGCGUUGGGUGUGGAUGAACUUCGAGUCGCCUUCCCACUCCCCUGGGCUGCGAAGCCUGGAAAGCAGCCUCUUCAACUGGACGCUCUCCUACCGGGCAGACUCGGACGUCUUUGUGCCUUAUGGCUACCUCUACCCCAGGAGCCACCCCAGCGACCAACCGCCAGCCCUGGUCCCGCCACUGGCCCGGAAACGGGGUCUGGUAGCCUGGGUGGUGAGCCACUGGGACGAGCGCCAGGCUCGGGUCCGCUACUACCACCAGCUGAGCCAGCACGUGUCGGUGGACGUGUUCGGCAGGAGCGGGCCAGGGCAGCCUUUGCCCAACGGCGAGCUCCUGCCCACGGUGGCCCGCUACAAGUUCUACCUGGCCUUCGAGAACUCGCAGCACCUGGAUUAUAUCACCGAGAAGCUCUGGCGCAACGCGUUGCUGGCAGGGGCGGUACCGGUGGUGCUGGGCCCGGAUCGUGCCAACUACGAGCGUUUCGUGCCCCGCGGCGCCUUUAUCCAUGUGGACGACUUCCCUAGUGCAGCCUCCCUGGCCGCCUACCUGCUCUUCCUGGACCGGCACCCAGCCGCCUAUCGCCGCUACUUCAACUGGCGCCGGAGCUACGCUGUGCACAUCACUUCCUUCUGGGACGAGCCCUGGUGCCGGGUCUGCCAGGCUGUGCAGAGGGCUGGGGACCGGCCCAAGAGCAUACACAACUUGGCCCACUGGUUUGAGCGGUGAAGCUGCCCGCCCUCGGGUGUGACCCAGGGAGGCCAAGUCUUCAACUUUUUGAUGCUCUGCUGUCCAUCACCUUGACUGCCGAAUUAUGGAACUAAGUUCUCCAAACACCCAUUUUUUGUUAUAUGAGGAAAAGGUGAUUUACCAAUUGUUAUUAUGUACUACGACGGGGUGGGAGGGAUCCCCAGUUCUCCUGUAUUUUGCACAACUAGCAAUCAGGCUCCUUCUGCCAUUGGUGGUUAUCAGUGUUCAGGAGUGGGGAUGGGGCCCUACCUCACCUGGUAAAGUGUGCAAAAGUGAAGAAAUAGCUAAACUACAAGAUGCCAUUGAGUCCGUUGCUCUGAAUUUCCUCAUCUGCCACAGGUCAUUUUUGUGGCCAGUGCCUCCAAAUCUCAUACUGCUUUGUGACUUACAUUUCCCUGGUGUCUGGGCCAACACGAAGCAAGCCCCUAGUUUCAGAGAGCAGGAGGACUGGCAGCAUGUGGGCCCUCUCUGUUGGUUGGAUCCCAGAAGGCUCAGCUCCCAAGAAAGAUGAGGAGGGUGGUUCAGGAGCCAUUGCUGGUUCCUUAGGUACAGUUUGUUGCCCUGCACUAUGAAUGGAAACAAGAUGCUGGAUUGUCCUUGAAAGAGAAUUGAGACGAAUAUAUGUGUACCUCACUUUACACAAGAAAUGUAUUCCUGAUAAGCUGCCUUUAUAUCAAAUCCCAAGUUAAAUGACCUGGGGGAGGUCAGUAUUUAAAGGAACCUUAUGCAGAAUCCCUGUACAAUGUGAAUAAUCAUCUCCUAAUUUAUUUUUUCUGUAUCUUUAUGUUUUUCUAUAACCUGCAUUUUUUAAAAGCAUAUUAAAAUUACAGAUAUGAAAAUAAGGCAAAAGCAACCUUCUUUUCCCUUCUUCCCAAGAAUCCAGCCUAUGUUUACAAGCAGAAGAGCAAGAAAGCCACAGUGUCAUUUUCCACAAAAUUAUUUCAUGUCUUUACAGGACACAAAAUUUAAAUUGCAAUGUCAGUUCUCCAGGUAGGUUGGCAGUACCCUGCUGCAAAACAUUGAAAGAGAUUGUUUUGUAUUAGAGAAUUAUGCAAAAGGAAAAAAAGUUUUCAAGUGUUGGUUAGUAGCAGUUUUUUAUUCCACCAGUUUUUAAUUAAAUGUUCAGUUCCUAGGGACUGAAGUAAAUUAGUGUCUAUGAUUAACCUACUCUGUCUCUUGUUAAAGAAUAAAUCGGUAAUUCUUGGGGCCAGCAGAUUGCCCUCCUAGUCUGCAUAAUUGUACAGUACAGCCUAUCCUCACAUUUCAGAUCCUGUUGAGAGUAUGCUACGGGACCAACCUUGAAAAUAUAUGUAUUGAUUUUAAGUUGUUGAAUGUGCAGCAUUUUCAAAAGUUGUCAGUGUGUUCCUACUCCAUGCCAAACACUGGGCUGGGGAACCCCGGGAAGAUACAAAUUUGUCUAAGGCAAGAUUUCUCUCUUUAAGGUUCUUAUAAUCUACCAGUGCCAAAAAAGUAUACAGAGAACUUUGAGAAAACACUUGGCAGAAACUCUAUGUUUAAAGUGGCAUUCUAGCUAUGCAGACCAUAAAUUGAUUAGAAGGCCAGCUGAUGUACUACCUGAAGUAAUGUUCUUUGUCUUCUCAAUUUAUUGUUUAAGGACGUUCAGUGCUUAAUAAUAGUGGGUAGGGUCCAAGAUUGAUUAGUUUUAUACAGAGUUCUGCUGUGAACAAUAGUAAUUUUCCAUAUGAUUAGACCAUUUUGUCCUAAAGGAUCCCUCAGUCCUGCUCAGGUACAACAGCUGAAUCAUAAAUCAUUUGAAUUACUGAGGUGCAGAAGGGAUUAGAAAAGACACAAAGUGCUCAGCACAGUUCCUGGUGCAUAGGAAGCACUUGGAAAACAUUAGCUGUGAUUGUCAUCAGUCAUUUUAACAAGGAAGGAGCCAAGGUCCGACUCCUUGAGGGACUUGCCCAAGAUUACAGUAGUAAUGGCAGAACUAGCUGUGUUUGUGCAUGUCACGACCCCUUUGAGCCUCUGUUGCUUGACCUGCAAAAUGAGGGGGUUGGACAAAAGCAUCUCUGGGACCUUCUAGUUCCACUUGCUAUCGUUCUAUUGAGCUUUCAUCUCCCACUGUGCCUUCCUUAUAGACUGGAAAUGACUUAACGCCCAACAGCAAUAAAAUUUAAACUGACAGAAGACCAGGCACCAGAGAGGGAGAAUCUGAUUAUUAUUUUAAAACAUAUAUUUUUAAAAAUUUUAAAAAUCUCAGAUGCCAAGGAGAGGAGUCAAGUCUUUGGUAACUUAUAUGGUGAAUAAUUGCAUUGAGUAAGUUCUAAAUCAUCCUUGGAUAUGUCUCAGGGACUUCUUUUAUGCUACAUAUUUUCUUAUAACAAGUGGAGCAUUUAUGUAUAUAUGUAUAAAAUAUAUGUUAUUUUGACAACAUGAUUAAAGU